This is a messenger RNA of Carlito syrichta (Philippine tarsier), 4013 nucleotides long. RefSeq names its product basonuclin 2 (gene BNC2). The transcript is spliced from 6 exons. Lineage: Eukaryota; Metazoa; Chordata; Mammalia; Primates; Tarsiidae. Gene Ontology annotation, cellular component: nucleus. Gene Ontology annotation, biological process: regulation of DNA-templated transcription. Bases 52 to 3246 code for a protein of 1064 amino acids. The record is from RefSeq and is a predicted model, not a curated record.
AGCUGUUAAACUGAGCAAAGGCAAGCUUGGGGAGUCACAGUCUAUGCAUACAUGAUAGGGAUAUCUGUGCAGAAGUCAGAAGAGGCAGAAGUGGAUGUGAGAGAAAGAGAGACACAGAGAGACAGAGAGCCAAAGAGGGCAAGAGACUUGACUUUAAGAGACUCCUGUACUGACAACUCCAUGCAGUUCGGAACCAGAACGACUACGGCUGAACCAGGGUUCAUGGGGACAUGGCAAAACGCUGACACUAACCUCUUAUUCAGAAUGUCCCAACAGGCCAUCCGUUGCACACUGGUAAACUGCACGUGUGAAUGUUUUCAGCCAGGGAAGAUUAACCUGAGGACUUGCGAUCAGUGUAAACAUGGCUGGGUGGCACAUGCCUUGGAUAAGCUCAGCACACAGCACUUGUACCACCCCACCCAAGUGGAGAUUGUGCAGUCCAACGUGGUGUUUGACAUCAGCAGCCUGAUGCUCUAUGGGACGCAAGCGGUGCCCGUGAGGCUAAAGAUCCUGCUGGACCGUCUCUUCAGCGUCCUGAAGCAAGAGGAAGUGUUGCACAUACUGCACGGCCUGGGCUGGACUCUGCGGGACUAUGUCCGAGGAUACAUCCUUCAGGAUGCUGCCGGCAAGGUGCUGGACCGCUGGGCCAUCAUGUCUCGAGAAGAGGAAAUCAUCACCCUUCAGCAGUUUCUGCGGUUUGGAGAAACCAAAUCCAUAGUGGAGCUGAUGGCAAUUCAGGAGAAAGAGGGGCAGGCCGUGGCUGUACCGUCUUCAAAGACAGACUCAGACAUAAGGACCUUCAUAGAGAGCAAUAAUCGCACCAGGAGUCCCAGCCUCCUUGCUCACUUGGAGAACAGCAAUCCUUCCAGCAUUCAUCACUUCGAAAACAUCCCAAACAGCCUUGCAUUUCUGCUUCCAUUCCAAUACAUAAACCCUGUCUCAGCCCCACUGCUAGGGUUGCCCCCCAACGGGCUGCUGCUAGAGCAGCCGGGACUGAGGCUGCGGGAGCCCAGCCUGUCAACCCAGAACGAAUAUAAUGAGAGCAGUGAGUCCGAAGUCUCCCCCACACCUUACAAGAACGAUCAGACGCCCAACCGAAAUGCCCUGACCAGCAUUACUAACGUGGAGCCCAAAACCGAGCCAGCCUGUGUCUCCCCUAUUCAGAGUUCCGCCCCGGUCGGCGACCUCACCAAAGCGGAACACCCCAAAAGCUCCUUCCGGAUUCAUCGGAUGAGAAGGAUGGGGUCCGCCUCUAGGAAAGGGAGGGUGUUCUGCAACGCCUGUGGGAAGACCUUCUACGACAAAGGCACCCUCAAAAUUCAUUACAAUGCCGUGCACCUGAAGAUCAAGCAUCGGUGCACGAUCGAGGGCUGCAACAUGGUCUUCAGCUCCCUCCGCAGCCGCAACCGCCACAGUGCAAACCCCAACCCUCGCCUCCACAUGCCCAUGCUGAGGAACAACCGGGACAAAGAUUUGAUUCGGGCCACCUCGGGAGCUGCCACCCCCGUCAUAGCGAGCACAAAGUCGAGCCUCGCGCUCACGAGCCCCGGCCGGCCCCCCCUGGGUUUCGCCACGCCCCCGCUCGACCCCGUCUUGCAGAGCCCGCUGCCCAGCCAGCUGGUGUUUUCGGGGCUCAAGACUGUCCAGCCCGUUCCGCCGUUUUACAGAAGCGUCCUCACCCCGGGGGAGAUGGUGAGCCCUCCCUCCUCCCUCCCCACCAGUCCCAUCAUUCCCCCCAGUGGUCCCGGGGAGCAGCACCCCCCGCCUGCCCCUGAGCCAGCCGGGCCAGCCGUGAUGGUGGCCACCCACGAGCCCAGCGCCGACCUGGCGCCCAAGAAGAAGCCCCGGAAGUCGAGCAUGCCGGUGAAGAUUGAGAAGGAAAUUCUCGACACCGCCGACGAGUUUGAUGACGAAGACGACGACCCCAACGAAGGCGGAGCGGUGGUCAGCGACGUGAGCCAUGGCAACCACUGUCACUCCCAGGAGGAGAUGAGCCCCGGCAUGUCGGGGAGGGACUUGGCGAAGCACGGCAGGGCCCGGUGCGUUUCCAGGACUGAAAUCGGAAGGGCCGACAGCAUGACUUCCGAGGACCAAGAGCCCGAGCGAGACUAUGAGGAUGAGUCUGAGUCUUCGGAGCCCAAGCUGGGCGAGGAGUCCAUGGAGGGGGACGAGCACCUUCACAGCGAGGUCAGCGCCAAGGUCCUGAUGACCAGCGAGCGGCCCGCCGAGAACCACAGCGAGCCCUCUCACCAGGAUGUCAUCAAGGUGAAGGAGGAGUUUACAGACCCCACGUACGACAUGUUCUACAUGAGCCAGUACGGACUGUACAACGGUGGGGGGGCCGGCAUGGCUGCCCUGCACGAAAGCUUUGCAUCCUCUCUGAGCUAUGGCAGCCCUCAAAAGUUCUCCCCGGAGGGUGACCUGUGUUCGAGCCCAGACCCCAAAAUCUGUUACGUGUGCAAGAAGAGUUUCAAAAGCUCCUACAGCGUGAAGCUUCACUACAGGAACGUUCACUUAAAAGAGAUGCACGUCUGCACGGUGGCUGGCUGCAAUGCUGCGUUCCCCUCUCGCCGGAGCAGAGACAGACACAGUGCCAACAUAAACCUGCAUCGUAAACUGUUGACCAAAGAACUCGAUGACAUGGGCCUGGACUCACCGCAGCCCUCCCUCAGCAAGGACCUCCGGGAUGAAUUUUUGGUGAAGAUCUACGGUGCCCAGCACCCCCUGGGGCUCGACGUCAGGGAGGAUGCCGCCUCCCCCGCGGGCACGGAAGACUCCCACCUGAACGGGUACGGGAGAGGCAUGGCGGAGGACUACAUGGUCCUGGACCUGAGCACCACCUCCAGCCUCCAGUCCAGCAGCAGCAUCCACUCCUCCCGGGAGUCCGACGCGGGCAGCGACGAGGGCAUUCUGCUCGACGACCUCGACGGGGCCAGCGACAGCGGGGAGUCGGCGCACAAGGCCGAGGCCCCCGCCCUCCCCGGCAGCCUCGGGGCGGAGGUCGCCGGCGCGCUGAUGUUCGGCGGCCUGGCCGGGAGCCACGGGGGCAUCAUGUGCAACAUCUGCCACAAGAUGUACAGCAACAAGGGGACCCUGCGGGUGCACUACAAGACGGUGCACCUGCGAGAGAUGCACAAGUGCAAAGUCCCGGGCUGCAAUAUGAUGUUCUCCUCGGUCCGGAGCCGGAACCGGCACAGUCAGAACCCUAACCUCCACAAAAACAUGCCCUUCGCUUCCGUAGAUUAGUCUCCCAGCGGACAGCACGCAUGCCAGCUCUCGCCCGACGGCCCACGUGCCUGAACUGCCACAGUCAGUGUGCGCCUGUGGACUCGGGGUGUGUGUGUCUGUCUGUGUGUGCGCGCGCGCGCGUGUCUAGGGAUGUGUCUCUGUGUCUGCCUACGCACACACACACCUUUCCUUGAGAGAAAAAAAGAUGAACACUAGGUGCUUGUGAAUUUUUUUUUUUUUUUUUUUUCUCGCUUUUCCUUUAUAGUUUCGGGAAAGGAGUGGGGUCUUUAAUUUGGGGAGGAAUACAGAGUACCCCUUUAAACACACACACACACACACACACACACAGUGCGUGCAACUAGCCCCCAUUUUGACAGAAUAAUUCUUGGUCUUCCCCAAAGAGACAAUUUGUUGUACCCAUGACUGUUGCCUGCAAAAUAAAAGGGAAAAAAAAAAAAAAAAGGAAAAAAAAGAAACAAAAAGGAACUUCCUAUAGUUGUCUUUUGUGAACUUUAAGGUUUCGAGAGAAUCUUCAAUUAAAGCAUGGCAGAUUCACCUGUAAAUAUUGAGCCUUGAGAGGCCCUUGAUGUAAAACAAUUGUAUUGAUGGUUGUUUGACUCUUUUGUUUAAUUUUUACAGUUACAUCCAGCUGUUAGAUACGCAGGAAAAAAAUAGUUUGCUGGCUAGCUCUAUUCAUUUAUGUUAGCGUUAAUGCACAUUUUUUUUUUUUUUUAAACAUGGUCUUGUUUUUACUACCUGUUAGAUAUAGUGAUGAAGAGGUGCUG